ACUCUGCACAUUGUAUAAAUAGGCCCCGCAAACAGGGCUUCUUUGUUUUCUUCAUCACAGUCAUUUGUGGAGAGGGAUACAAUUUGUCACGAUGAAGAAGCUGUUGGUCGUGUCCUUGCUCGUUGCACUCCUCGCUCUCGGUGCUGAAAGCUUCCGUGUGCCGAGACAGGCCGCGGAGGAGGAUCAGGGAACUCUGACCAAGAUCACAGAUCAAAUCAAGACCUGGUAUCAAGGCACUGUCGACACGGCCAGUGACUACCUGGACAACAUCAAGGGCCUGAAGCUAGAGGAGAAGGCAAAGAAUCUGUACGAUGACACCACCACAGUUGUGACCACCUACGCUGGCAUAGUGCAAGAUCAGAUUUACCACAUCUUUUAUUCACAGCAUUAAACACGAUAGUUAGAGUUAGCUGCAGUGACUCACAGAGAGAAGACUUGCUCUGACCUCACGUCACCUCACACAAACAUCAACACCUCAAACAGCAUCAUCCCAUAUGAUGCAGUGACCCUUGACCCUGAACUGCUGGUAAACAAGGGACUUUUACAAACGUCUCUGUGUGAGUCAGACAGAGAAAUGUAAUGAUGUGCCGCCACCUACUGGUGUUUCUGUUCCAUGCUUCAUGGUCAUCUCACUUCUGAGUAAAUUAAACUAUUUGUAUCUUGAAAUAAAAUAUUUAUACAAAAUAAAA
Solea solea (common sole) is the source of this 689-nucleotide messenger RNA. RefSeq names its product apolipoprotein C-II (gene apoc2). Gene Ontology annotation, cellular component: chylomicron. NCBI's taxonomy places the organism in Eukaryota, Metazoa, Chordata, Actinopteri, Pleuronectiformes, Soleidae. The record is from RefSeq and is a predicted model, not a curated record. The coding region runs from base 92 to 391 and encodes 99 amino acids. Gene Ontology annotation, biological process: lipid transport; lipid metabolic process. The transcript is spliced from 4 exons. Gene Ontology annotation, molecular function: enzyme activator activity.